AAUACUGGCAUCAGACUUGUCAAAAUUGUUGUUGCAGCUGCACGCAUCCUUGGCAGGAAGCUGGAAAAUUUUGGAAAAUUACCGCAUUAUCACAUAAAUAACUUUCCACCGACAGCCCUAAACAACACGCGACUCAUUCCAACGCGUCAGUUUGUGCAAAUUUGUUUAUCUGUGCUCUGAAAGUCACCAGUUCAAUUUCCCCGGUGUAACGAUGUCCGAUGGUCAGGAAACAGUCCCAGAAGGAUGGGAAAAGCGUACCAGCCGUUCCACAGGCAUGACUUACUACCUUAAUGUUUACACUAAAGAGUCCCAGUGGGAUCCCCCCACAGCUCCCGCAGAACCGGUUAAUACGAAUGAACCACAUGAGGUGCAGUGUGCACAUUUGCUCGUGAAGCAUAACAAAUCCCGCCGGCCGAGCUCGUGGAGGGAGGAGAACAUUACGCGCAGCAAGGAGGAAGCGUUAGAAAUCCUCGAGUCCUACCGCAAGAAAAUUCAGUCCAAUGAAGCCACACUACAGGAGCUGGCGCAGCGGUAUUCGGACUGCAGUUCGGCUAAGCGCGGAGGCGAUUUGGGCAUGUUUAAGCGUGGCAUGAUGCAGAAACCGUUCGAAGAUGCUGCAUUCGCGCUGAAAGUGGGAGAUAUGUCCGACAUUGUGGAUACGGAUUCGGGCGUUCAUUUGAUUCUUCGGUUAAAAUAGACAUUGAUUUUGCUUUUCUUUGUUUCA
Molecule: messenger RNA, 724 nt
Organism: Anopheles coluzzii
Lineage: Eukaryota; Metazoa; Arthropoda; Insecta; Diptera; Culicidae
Product: putative peptidyl-prolyl cis-trans isomerase dodo
Exons: 3
Coding region: 212-697 (161 amino acids)
Cellular component (GO): cytosol; nucleus
Molecular function (GO): protein binding; peptidyl-prolyl cis-trans isomerase activity
Source: RefSeq, a predicted model, not a curated record